CAUCGCGCUGGACACGGUGCACUCAGGAGUUCGGGAGCAUGAGUUUUCUGGGCAGAUUUAAGAAACCGCUCGGUGUCCCCCCAGCCCCGCCCAGAAGAGCAGAAGCCGGCAGCGAUAAGGGAUGGCCUGCGGAUGAGUUUGACGAUGAAGACGGGGAUACUUAUGAAGCACCCCCCUGCGAGCGCAUGAAACUACCGCCCCCCCGGCAACAGGAGGACGAGGAUGUCUACCUGGAGAGGACGUCGUCGAACCCUGGUAACACACCCAGACAGAUCCCUCCUCCCAGACCUGUCAAGAUCUCGAGGUCGGUGCCAGAGAUUGAAGAGCAGUACUUCAACCCCAGCGCCAAGAAACCUCCGCAGAUCAAUCGAGAAGCGAAGCCUGGGAGUGGUAUGAAAGCCCCGCCCCUAAAGAGAGACCCCGCCCCUGACCGACUGCCGCCCCGCAGACCCGCCCCCGCAGCCCAGCCCGAGGAAGACGUCUAUCUGGAUCCCAACGAAGGACAGGGGGAUGGUGAUGAGGAGCUGUAUCUUGAACCCAACACAGCCUGCCCCCCCAGCCCACGGAACACAGCCAAACCGGGGGUCCCCCCCCCCUCACCGGGACCCUGCAACUACAGGAGCCCCCCUCCAAAGCCUCCAUUGCCUCAGUCGAAAUCAAGAGGGAUUCUCACUCUGAGUCCAUAUCUAAGUGUCCCCACCCUCUUAUUCUCAGCAGCCAAUCCAACGCCAGUGAGGUCAUCUCUGUCCAGUGGUCCCGAGGGCUGUGAGUGGUUUGCUGGUUCCUGUGAUCGCAAGAUGGCCGAGUCUCUGCUCUACAGGAUAAACAAGGACGGCUCAUUCCUGGUGCGUCUCAGCUCGGCUCAAAGUUUGAAGCAGCCCUACACUCUGGUGGUUCUGUACAAACACAAAGUCUACAACAUCCCCGUGCGCUACCUGGAGAGCAGCCAGCAGUACGCACUGGGGAAGGAGGGCAAGAAAUCAGAGGAGCUUUUCUCCAGUCUCUGUGACAUCAUCGAUCACCACAGGAAGAACCCUCUCCUGCUGAUUGACAGCAAGAGCAACGCCAAGUACAGCAGCUUACUGACUCACCCUGCGCGGGCCUGAGCGGGACGGGACCGCAGAGACCCUGACCCUAACCCUAACCCUAACCC
Molecule: messenger RNA, 1153 nt
Organism: Polyodon spathula (Mississippi paddlefish)
Lineage: Eukaryota; Metazoa; Chordata; Actinopteri; Acipenseriformes; Polyodontidae
Product: SH2 domain-containing protein 6-like
Exons: 17
Coding region: 39-1106 (355 amino acids)
Biological process (GO): intracellular signal transduction; cell surface receptor protein tyrosine kinase signaling pathway
Source: RefSeq, a predicted model, not a curated record